Molecule: messenger RNA, 3311 nt
Organism: Limanda limanda (common dab)
Lineage: Eukaryota; Metazoa; Chordata; Actinopteri; Pleuronectiformes; Pleuronectidae
Gene: gja1b
Product: gap junction protein alpha 1b
Exons: 2
Coding region: 111-1277 (388 amino acids)
Biological process (GO): heart development; cell-cell signaling
Cellular component (GO): connexin complex
Molecular function (GO): transmembrane transporter activity
Source: RefSeq, a predicted model, not a curated record
GACAUAUAUCUGAACAUCGUCAGGCUGUUUCUGUUCUUACAACUAGCGGAAAAAGUCCUGGUGGGCCCUCUGCUGUCUCUCUUCAACUCUGCGGCAAACACCCAUUGAGAAUGGGUGACUGGAGUGCUCUGGGUCGUCUGCUGGACAAGGUCCAGGCCUACUCUACUGCUGGGGGAAAGGUGUGGUUGUCAGUCCUCUUUAUCUUCAGGAUUCUGGUCCUUGGUACUGCAGUGGAAUCAGCCUGGGGAGAUGAGCAGUCUGCCUUCAGAUGUAACACUCUGCAGCCUGGUUGUGACAAUGUCUGCUACGACAAAUCCUUCCCCAUCUCCCACGUUCGCCUCUGGGUCCUACAGAUCAUCUUUGUGUCAACGCCCACACUCCUCUACCUGGCUCAUGUCUUCUAUCUGAAUAGGAAAGAACAGAAACUUAAUAGGAAGGAGGAUGAGCUUAAAGCGGUGCAAAAUGAUGGAGGUGAUGUUGACAUACCACUGAAAAAAAUUGAGUUAAAAAAGCUUAAGUACGGCAUUGAGGAGCAUGGCAAAGUGAAGAUGAAGGGGGCUCUCCUCAGAACCUAUAUAGUCAGUAUUUUCUUCAAAUCCACAUUUGAGGUGGGUUUCCUGCUAAUCCAGUGGUACAUGUAUGGUUUCACCCUCUCUGCAGUCUACACCUGUGAGAGGGCCCCAUGCCCACAGAAGGUGGAGUGUUUCCUUUCCCGACCCACAGAGAAGACUGUCUUCAUCAUUUUCAUGCUGGUGGUAUCCAUGGUGUCCCUGCUGCUCAACAUCAUUGAGCUUUUUUACGUGUUUUAUAAAAGGAUCAAAGAUCGUGUGAAGGGCAAACAGCCGCCCACUAUCUACCCAAGUGGAGGGACCUUGAGCCCCACCCCUAAAGAACUGUCCACCACCAAAUAUGCUUACUAUAACGGCUGUUCUUCCCCAACUGCCCCACUCUCACCCAUGUCCCCCCCAGGCUACAAGUUGGCCACAGGGGAGAGGGGAACCGGCUCAUGUCGUAAUUAUAAUAAGCAAGCCAAUGAGCAGAACUGGGCCAAUUACUCCACAGAGCAGAACCGGCUUGGCCAAAAUGGUGGAGGCAGCACUAUUUCAAAUUCCCAUGCACAAGCCUUUGACUUCCCUGAUGAUACCCAAGAGCAUAAGAAACUGUCGUCAUCGGCAGGACAUGAGCUGCAGCCGUUAGCUUUGAUGGACGCCAGGCCCUGUAGCCGGGCCAGCAGCAGGAUGAGCAGCCGAGCCAGGCCAGAUGACCUGGACGUGUAAGCCCUUGUUCUUCCUCCUCCCACUUCCAGCCAGAUAAUCAGGAAAAACUCAAUCACAUAAGUUCAUACUAGAGGUGGAAUUAACCUUAUCCACUGUCAUUAGCAUAACAAGAUUAUUAGUCAAUCAAAUAAAAACAUUAAGAUUUAUUAUUUACCACUGUCAGAGUCAAUAUUUGUUGAGUAACUUUUACCACAACAUUUUAGUGGAGCUAAGCCAGCUGUAAGAGAACAGAACCGCUUCAGGAAUGGUGUAGUCAAACAUAGGCACUCCAUAGAAGCAGUCACUGAUCACUUCAACCCAUACCCAGUUUAUCCAGUAUGAAUCUGAAACUCCUAAUUCAGCUUUAUAACCCAGACCAUGUAAUUUCUCCAUUCUUACCACAGGCUGCAACCAGUUUGGCCUAACAAUAUAACUGAAUUGUUUUUAGUUCUUUCCAAAAUAACCCAUAUGAAAGGUUUUUUUUUCUUAUCACCCUGUGGUUAAGUAACUACAACUACCUAGUUGAGUUUUUAAAAGGAUGUCUUUUAUGGUUGAAAACAAAUGCGGAGUUUUGCCAAUAAAUAAAAGAUAGGAUGUAAAGUGUCCAGUGUAGAAUUUCUGCUGAAUGAUGUCACCUUAGAGAGGACAGACAAUUUCUCGUACAUCACAGCAGGUCUCUUCUGGGUAACAUUUAAACAUAGGUCAGGUAAGGACAGUCCCUUACUUAUGUACUGUAUAAACCUGUGUGAUCAAGUGCCUCUACUGAUAUUGUUUUAUGGUCUAAGCCAGCUCUUACAGUUUGUUUCUGUAAUUAAGAGAAGUGUAUAUAUAAAUCAACACUAUUAAUAUUUUUGUUCGAACGUAUGUCCUUAUUGUCUUAACCCAGUUCUCAAUUAAAAUCACAUGUUAGUCUCUGAUUUCACAACAAAGACAGGACUCAUGUGUUGAAAAAUGUGUUUAGCUUUCGGCUCAACCUUUGCAUGUAAGUCGGAGUUUUGAGGAUAAUGAUUUAUAGCAGUUGUAGGGAAUAUUUAUUUCUUGCCAUCUAUAGGACACAUACUACUAGGAAGAAUUGACUACUAUCCAGUUUCUCAUACUGUCAUAAAACAUCAACUUCCCAACAACUGUAUAUUUAUUGACAGUAAAAAACAUUUUUAUUAGUAACUUGGACUGUUGUUUCCUGAUAAACUUUGAAUUUAUGUGGUCUUAUGUCUUCAUUUUCUUGUUUAAUAUGUCAUUUGCAAGUGCGAGACAGGCAGGGCUAAGGGUUCAGUCUUCUGUUGGUAGAAAACUCAUCUGCUUGUAUAUGGUCUCCAUCAAGAAGACCUUAUAAGUGUCAUUAAUCGAACAUGUGUCUUCUCUUUUUUCAUCAUUUAUGAGUGUUGGAGAAAGACAGUAGAAUGAUUAUGUGUUUUACAUUUUAUGAAUGAAUACUUUCUUCAUUCUUUAGGUAAUGUUUUGAUUUCAGACUGAUUGCUGCUUGAGAAAUAGAUAUUUAGUACUGUACAUCCAGCUUAUUGUGUCACUAUAAAAAUGUGAGUUUUUAGAAGAUAUAUCUGGACUAAUAUCUAGUCACUUAUAUCAAAACAUAUGCCAAUUUAGCUUCACAACUACACAACAGUAGGAUAAUUCUCAAUUUGGGCUUCCUUUCUCUUUAGUGUAAUUUUCUUAAUUGUUAAUUGUGCAUCACUUUGUCGGUACUUACAUGUGUCAUGGAUUUUCAGCUACAAUGGCAUUUGCACUGAGAUGUAAUAUGAUGCACACAGUAAGUGUUAAGAGUUUUCUGAUACACAUGUUACUAAUUUAUUUUAUAACACAAAAUCACUACAGUGCAUAAUAUCAGACAUCUGACACCAGUGGUUUCAUUGACUGGUUCUGUAAGAGAUGUCUUCUAUUGAUAGAACAUGAGCAAUAGUCAUUUGUUGCAGUUAUUCAGACAAUGCUAAUCCAUGGGGAUCCACUGUUGUACAGUGUAAGUGCAUGAUAGCAACCCAUUAAAACCCAUUACCUGUACCUGUGAAGAGCAAUUUUAACCAAUAAAUAUUUUCUCUCUUA